AGCUUGAAAACAAAGAGCAGUUGGAGGAAGUCUCUCUCAGCAGCAGCACCGUCAGUCUCCUCUGAGUGAUUCGCUGUGUGUUAUCUAGCUUCUCUGUGGACGGAGUCAAAGCGUCUUCUACAUUAAAGUAGAACCUCAACAUUCAGCCUUUCAUCACAGAAGGUCAAUAGGUCAAUCUGGUCCUGAUUCCCUUCAGGAGCUUUUUCUUCCAUGAUGAAUGUGUCCCAGACGAUGGAGACAGAGGAGGACCUGCUUUCGUGCCUCCACAUCAAGCUUUACCACCCUCAGCAGAGCUGUAAGGGCCUUUACGGGCUGCUUCCUCUGGGGACCAGGAGCAGACGCUCGGCGGAUGACCCCCUCAGGCUGGGACGUGACGCCCAGGCCUGCACCUUCGCCCUGGCCGACGUCCGGGUGUCCCGCAAACAGCUGGCCCUCCACACCUACCGCACGCCGCACAGCCCAGACAUGCUGUUCACCAUCCAGAACCUGAGCCAGAGGGGGCGGCUGUCGGUGAACAGCUCCGAGCUGGGCUACCUGGAGAGGACGGAUCUCCCGGACAAGGCCCUGGUCCGCUUCGGGGAGUAUGAGAUGCUGAUCAUCCGUGAGUCCGGCGAGGCCAAGGGGAGCUUCGAGGUGGACUUUGAGGUGCUGGCAGUGCCUCCGUCCAGGGAGACGUGCACAGGCGUGCCCAGUAUGACACCCGUCGUGGAGACAGGCUCACGUGUGAUGAACAGUUUCCCAGGAGAACUCAGAGUCGGCCUGCUUGGCCCCCUUGAGAGUGAUGAGACGUGUUAUUCGUGAUGUUGUGACUUUUUACUUUGUCAUUGGCUUGUAUCUGAAGUGAUACUGUGGUUACUGUGUGGUUGUUCCAUUAGAGGAUGAAUCCCUCUUUGUAAUGUGAAAUCAUAGCAUUAUUUUGCAUAUAUACUGUAAAUAUAUUACUCUGUGUCUAUAGAUCAAAAAGCUGUGAUCUUGAUAUAUCGGCUACUUUUAAAGAGCAAAUCCUGUAACUUCUUGAAGCUGUUCCGUUUCUACAUUUUCAACUUGAGCACAUUAAAUUGUCUUUUUGUUAAA
This is a messenger RNA of Anarrhichthys ocellatus (wolf-eel), 1074 nucleotides long. RefSeq names its product TRAF interacting protein with forkhead associated domain (gene tifa). The coding region runs from base 211 to 801 and encodes 196 amino acids. The transcript has 2 exons. NCBI's taxonomy places the organism in Eukaryota, Metazoa, Chordata, Actinopteri, Perciformes, Anarhichadidae. Gene Ontology annotation, molecular function: protein binding. Gene Ontology annotation, biological process: positive regulation of canonical NF-kappaB signal transduction. The record is from RefSeq and is a predicted model, not a curated record.